This is a messenger RNA of Naegleria gruberi, 3021 nucleotides long. RefSeq lists its product as uncharacterized. The record is from RefSeq and is a predicted model, not a curated record. The coding region runs from base 1 to 3021 and encodes 1006 amino acids. The transcript has 5 exons. NCBI's taxonomy places the organism in Eukaryota, Heterolobosea, Eutetramitea, Acrasida, Naegleriidae.
AUGUCUGAAAAUCUACUCACCGUAUUGGACUAUUUGCGUAUGAGUCCUAAUUCUCAGAGUUUAAUGUGCUCUCUCUUUUCAAAAGUAUUUCUUCUCUCCACUGAUAAAGAUGCUGACGAUGAUGAUGGCAAUAACAAUUACAAAAUUACAAAUCUUGCACAAGAUUGUAAACAAGCAUUGAAUGAAAAGUUGGGAAAACAAGUAUCGGAAGAUUCACAAUUUUGGAGUGAAUUAAUUGAUGAUUUUCGUAAAUUGAUAAAUGAUCAACAAGAUUUGGAUCAUCGGAAUGAAAAUUCAGAUUUUGAAUUAUUUCCAUCACUCACUAGUAAUGAUGACGAUUCGAAUCUUGCUGAAGAUGAAAUUGAGAUGAAGAAUGAAAGUAUUAUGAGAAAGAUACCUAUUGAAAGAAGAUGGAAGAUCGAAAGCAAGUUAGGAAAUUGUUUGGAUAAUUUGGAACAAGUAAUUGAAAAGAUUGAAAAUUCGAAUCAUGAUGAAAAUAGUUUAAUUGAAAUAUUGCAAGAUUUAUUUAAUAUUUAUGAAGGAGAAAGUGAAUUUAAGCAUAUUUUCCGUAUAUCCAGAUGUAAUAGGAUUGAAAAACCACUUUUAUUUCACAAAAUUAUGGAAGAAUGCUUGGAAAUUUAUUAUUGUCAAUCUGAUAACAAUCAAUUGGAGAAAUUGACAAGAGUUGUAAAUCUCUUCAAGUUUUUCAAUGAAGUUUUCAGAAUUAGACAUUUAGAUUUAUGCUCAUUGAAGAAAUUCCUUCUCUUCCAAGUAGAACAAUUUCUUCCAAUCACUUUAUUAUUCUGUUUUUCAUAUCAUUACCUAUUAAGAGAUGCUGUAUUCGAGUUGUUGAAGAAAUUAUCAGAUUUCCCAUGUUUGCAAGAUGGAUCUACAUUGGAAAUUAAGGAAAAUGAUUUGGAAUGGUUCAAAAUAAUCCCAGAGAAGCAAUUAAUUAAUGCUAGUUUGACUUUAUAUGUCGAUCUCACUGAUUGCAAUACUUGGAUGGACAAGUUGGGUGAGGAAACUUUCAAAACACGUUUUCUUUCAAUUUCUUAUGGAGAAGCUCAAGCCAUUGUAAAGGAAUACGAAAGAUGGUUCUUUGGAUCACAAACACAGAGUGAAGAGGAAGAAAUUUUGAAAGGAUUAGCCAACAGAAUCAAUCAAGUGAUGAGUGAAUUUCCAAAUAGAGAAGCCUUUGUUAAACUUUCACAUCGUUCUCCAAAGGAUGCUGCUUUCAAAGUCAAUCAAUAUGAUGCCAUGGUAGAGGAGAUGGUCAAACAAUGGAGUGAGCUAUAUUCCUUGGAGGUAGAUUCAAGUGGAGAUCGACUUUCACUCAAACAUGAAAAGUAUCAAUCGGCCAUAACUCAAAUAUGUGCUCAGAAAUGUAUGAAAGUCAAAUCAGGAGAGGAUUUUAUCAAAUUAAUGACUAUUAGUUAUAGAUCUCAUGUUGAUUUAUCAGUUUCAUUGGGAAGUGAUGCAGUUCAACAUCAAAGUAAUGAAUCAAUGCCCAUUCAAAUUGUGAUCAGUUUUGCCUCGACAGUUGAAGUGAUGGCAACACAAUUGACUGAACAUCAAUUUGCAUUUCUCGUGCAACAGGUUAAUAAUACAUUGUCUGAAUUGGUCAUCUCAUCAGAAACUUCCAAAAACCAAAUGAAAAUACAUGUCAGUCAGAAUACUUCUGAUUACGAUCAGUUAAAUUUGGAUUUAUUGCAAUUCGUAAAAAGUGAGACGAAACUUCAUCCAAUUGUUGAAGCUGUAAAACUCUAUAAUUUUGAGGGAUAUGGAAAUGGGUUUGUUACACCCAAAGAGAAUGUCAGACCAUUCAUCCUCAUUACAACUCGACCAAUUUUUGACACUUAUUAUAUUUGUGAUUUUGGAGCUAGUUCUGUCGUUUGUCCAAUUUUACUAAGUCAAGUUCCAACUUUUGAAACAGGACAAGUCAAGAAAAUUGCUGCUAAAUAUCCAGAUACUCCAAUCUUUAGCGAAACAUUCAGUAGUCCUGGAGUUCCAGUGAUUUUAAUUUCAUUGGUCAAUUCGUUCAGGUUGGAAAAUUCAACUCGAGUUUUUGAUUGGAUUCAUUAUUUGGAUUUCAGUACGACAACCUUUUCGUGGUUUCUGAAAGAAUCGACUGAUUCGAUUGAUGGUGCAAUUGCUUUUAUUUUGGAAGGUCAAGUUGAGAAGAAAAUUGUUGCAAGGGAUGUAGAAACUGCAAAUUUGGACACAAUCAACACAAUUAAUAAUACAGAAGUUAAACAUGUUUACAAUGAAAUUAGUCAACUCUAUCCUGGAAUUAUGAAUAUUUCUUGUAAUGUCAUGUUGGGGGUUAAUUCUGCAACGAGAAGAAAUGCAAUUUUCAGAUUAUGUACCUCCUCUAAUAUAGAUUGGUUAGGACUAAUCAAUAAGGAUAUUACCUUUAUGAGAUUGUAUAUUGAGAAUUUGAAUGAAUUAUUUGGAAAUUUGAACGAUGUUUCGAAUACUCUUACCGAAUUAUUCACCACGCUCCAAUCUUGGUCCAAUAAGAGCGGAUCUUUCAUGGGUAAUAUUGAAAAUCAAUGUAUUACAUUUUCAUGGAAUUCCAGUUUUGAUUGUAAAGAUCAUUCAAAGAAGGCAGCCGAUCAAACAAGACAAUUAAUUGAAAGAACAAAGAAGAUUAAUAGCAAGGUCAAUUUGAGAUUUUCAAUGUUGACUGAAAAAUGUUCAGUUGGAAAUAUUGGAACUGAAAAGAUGAAAAACUUUACAAUUUUUGGAAAUUACAAUGCAAAUCUUGAUAGAAUGAUUCAACAAGCGAUCAAAUUGAAUAUUCCAAAUUUAGUGAGUGAGAGCGUUUAUAAGGAAAAUGCUCAAAGCUUUGAGUUUAGAUUUGUAUGUGAAAAGGAGCUGGUGAAAGAUACCGAUUCCUUCUUCUCACUUUCUGAUAAGAUUAAAUCGAAGGAAUGUGACCUGUUUGAAAUGGGAAAUCAAUUGAAAGUUCAAAUGGAUGGAACAGAAGAUACUCCUGCUAUGAUAAACCAACAGCCGUAA